CUGCAUCCCUCGUAUCGAUAUCGGCAUCAUGAGCAGCUUCGAAUGGCGACACUGGGCCCGUCUCCAGUCCUACUCCUCUGGAUUCAUGAUUCUGACAGGCGGCAUCAUCUCGCUUUGGUAUCCCAAUCUGAUUGUCGCCAUCGUGAACAUCUGCCUGGGGCUUAUUAUCAUGGCCUGGGAGCACCCCAUUCCGCCCUUCAACAAGCUCGGCUUUGUCAGCUCCAACUACUACCUCCGGGCCGUCUUCUAUGCCGGCGUGGUCGCAGCAAGCAUGUUCCAGGCGCCGACCAUGACUGGCGGAUUCUGUCUGGUCUGUGCCGUCUUCACCUAUCUGCGGGCAGCGAUCAACGGUGAAAAGGUGGGUGGAUCUAUUGACUUGCUCGAAGCUUCCGACACAAGCGACAGCUCAGAGUCGGCCGUCUGUCAAACUUGCAGCCUUUGAAAAGGCAGUGCAGCUGUGCAUAGGCGUUCCUCCUCAGCGGUAUUCUACUCAGCCAGACCUGCUCGCUAACCCAACCCACUCCGCAUGCUUGAUUUAGUGGGAGGCACCAAAGCCCAAAGGCGGCCGGAACGCCAAGGGUAACGGAUCC
Polychytrium aggregatum is the source of this 590-nucleotide messenger RNA. RefSeq lists its product as uncharacterized. Gene Ontology annotation, cellular component: NADPH oxidase complex. Gene Ontology annotation, biological process: superoxide anion generation. The record is from RefSeq and is a predicted model, not a curated record. Gene Ontology annotation, molecular function: heme binding. The coding region runs from base 29 to 442 and encodes 137 amino acids. NCBI's taxonomy places the organism in Eukaryota, Fungi, Chytridiomycota, Chytridiomycetes, Polychytriales. The transcript is spliced from 3 exons.